CUUAACCUAGGAGCUUGGAAUGUUCGUACGACCAACGACAGUGACUCUUCAAUAAGACCGGAGCGAGCAACUGCCCUCAUCUGUCGUGAAUUAGAGAAAGCAAGCAUCGACAUCUGUGCUCUAUGUGAGGUUCGACGACCUGGCACAAGAAACAUAGGCGAAAGGAGUCAUACAAUUUUCUGGAGUGGAGGAGAAGAGAGAACAGCGGGCAUUGGUUUUGCUGUCUCCAACUGGCUAGCUGCUCAAGGUAUUAGCCCUACACCAAUCAGCGACAGACUCAUGUCAAUGCGCAUACAGCUUAAAGGUGGCGACAAUCUAACAUUCAUCAGCGUUUAUCCACCAGCCAUACAAAGA
Pocillopora meandrina is the source of this 354-nucleotide messenger RNA. The record is from the annotation of a GenBank genome assembly. NCBI's taxonomy places the organism in Eukaryota, Metazoa, Cnidaria, Anthozoa, Scleractinia, Pocilloporidae.